AUGUGUAAUCCCAUUCCGAAACCAUCCUCAGCAUCUCCAUUUCUGUCUCCCACACAAACUCACCUCAUAACUCCAAACCCAAAACCACUCCUAAAUUGUCCUUCUCAUGAUGAACUUCACCAUCAACAUGAACUUCAAAGAUGGCCAACUCCAAAUGAGGUGAUAGAAGAAAUGAAAGCCAUAGGUAAAAUAUCAGUUCCAACAGCAAUAACUGGUUUACUCUUAUACUCAAGAGCCAUGAUCUCUAUGCUUUUCCUCGGAUAUCUCGGCGAGACACAGCUUGCAGGAGGUUCUCUCUCUAUAGGUUUCGCAAACAUCACCGGCUACUCUAUCAUCUCCGGUUUAGCCAUGGGAAUGGAACCUAUCUGUGGACAAGCUUAUGGAGCUAAACAAUGGAAGAUACUCGGUUUAACUCUUCAAAAAACAACACUUUUGCUUCUCUCUACUUCAAUCCCCAUUUCAUAUCUAUGGCUUAACAUGAAAAAUAUUCUCUUGUUAUGUGGUCAAGACCAAGAGAUUUCAUCCACAGCACAAACUUUCAUCAUGUUUUCUUUACCAGAUCUUUUCUUUCUCUCCUUUCUUCAUCCUCUUCGUAUUUACCUAAGAACACAAAACAUUACGUUACCAUUAACGUAUUGUUCAGCUGUAUCUGUUAUUCUUCACGUUCCUUUGAAUUUUGUUCUUGUAGUUCAUUUCAAAAUGGGUGUUGCGGGGGUGGCAAUAGCAAUGAUUUGGUUUAAUCUUAAUCUUUUGAUUUUUCUUUGGUCUUUUGUUUUUUUCUCUGGAGUAUAUAAAGACUCAUGGGUGUUCCCUAGUAUGGAAUGUCUCAGAGGUUGGUCUUCGUUACUAAAACUUUCGAUUCCGUCGUGUGUUUCUGUCUGUUUAGAAUGGUGGUGGUAUGAACUGAUGAUAGUUUUGUGUGGACUUUUGGUCAACCCAAAGUCAACGAUUUCUUCAAUGGGUAUUCUUAUUCAAACAACCUCGUUGGUUUAUGUUUUUCCUUCUUCUCUUAGUCUUGGUGUUUCAACUAGAGUUGGAAAUUUGUUAGGUGAGAAUUCUCCUUCAAAAGCACGUUUUUCUAUGAUAGUGUCCAUGUUUUGUGGCUUUGGUUUGGGAAUUUUGGCUAUGGUUUUUACUAUUUUGAUGAGAAAUCAAUGGGGGAGAUUGUUUACAAACGAUGAAGAGAUUCUGAAUCUAACGGCUAUGGUUUUGCCAAUUGUUGGGCUUUGUGAGAUUGGGAAUUGUCCACAGACAACAGGGUGUGGUGUUUUGAGGGGAAGUGCUAGGCCUACGGUGGGUGCAAAUAUCAAUUUGGGUUCUUUUUAUUUGGUGGGUAUGCCGGUUGGUAUUUUCCUUGGGUUUGUUAUGAAAAAGGGCUUUGUUGGGCUUUGGUUUGGGUUGCUUGCGGCCCAAGGCUGUUGUGCGAUUCUCAUGUUGUUUGUUCUUUGUAGAACGGAUUGGAAUAAUCAAGUUGAAAGAGCUAAGAAUCUCACAAAAACUACAACAAAUUCUACCUUGUUACCAACAUUCAUCACAAAAAAUGUACUAUCUCAUGAAGGCAAGAACAUCGUCAAUCACCGUGGUUGUCUUGAAGAAUCCAUAGGAAUCACACACCAUGACAAGGACGAUGAUUAUGUUACCAAAAAAUGUACACAGUCACUUGAAACAGACCCACUAUUAUCAAACAUGUUAACACUAAGUUAA
Messenger RNA from Lathyrus sativus (Indian pea), 1704 nucleotides. NCBI's taxonomy places the organism in Eukaryota, Viridiplantae, Streptophyta, Magnoliopsida, Fabales, Fabaceae. The record is from the annotation of a GenBank genome assembly.